Messenger RNA from Phytophthora sojae, 1368 nucleotides. RefSeq lists its product as hypothetical. Lineage: Eukaryota; Oomycota; Peronosporomycetes; Peronosporales; Peronosporaceae. Gene Ontology annotation, molecular function: small GTPase binding; GTPase activator activity. The record is from RefSeq and is a predicted model, not a curated record. The transcript is spliced from 2 exons. Bases 1 to 1368 code for a protein of 455 amino acids. Gene Ontology annotation, cellular component: nucleus; cytosol; perinuclear region of cytoplasm. Gene Ontology annotation, biological process: nucleocytoplasmic transport; activation of GTPase activity.
AUGUCUACCGCAUUACAAGUCACUACGACCACGGCUAGCAAACCUAUCGAUAUUGUUGGCAUCGAUGGGAGUCCUGAGCGUGCGGAAUCGCCAGCGCAAAACGAAGAGGACUAUUCGUCCGAUGAUAGUGAAGACGACGACGAAUAUGAAGACGAUGAUUCAGACAGCGACUAUGACUCGGAUGAGGAAGACGAUGAGGAACCGGCGCUUGGUCCCUUGCAGCGCUUGUCCAAUGCGUUGAGGACCAAGCAGCAGAAGAUGCUAGCCAAGCGGCGUCACCCUGUUCUCGAGUGGAAGGCAGCAGCUCAAUGGCACGCCGACAAUGCCGCAGGCUUGGCAGCUGCCGAGCAAGAGCGAAAGGACCGUGAGGCAAUGGCAGCCGAGAAGGCAGCACGUCGAGAACGGAAAGUAAAGCGCAAGGCUCAACGCAAGUUCACGAAGCAGAAGGAGGUCGAGUUCCGCACGCUCCUGGAGGACUACAGCCUGGCGAUCACCAAGAGCGAGAAGCGCACCGCACUCAUAACACAGUUCGCGAUUGAAAACCGCUCGGUUGAGAAGCAGAAACUGGCAGCGAUCGAGGCGGCUAAACGUGCCGAGCAAUUGCGUGAUGCAGCGGAGAAGAUAGCGCUCGCCGAGAAGCGGGAUGAAGAGGAAAAGCAGGCCACGUUGGCCCAUCUACAGCAGUGCAUCGAAGUCUCCAACGAAAUGGGGAGGCGGUACGGUAUCCUCCCAGCUAUCACCACACCCGUCGCUCCACCGCCUCAGGAGCAGGACGAGACGUCUCCACGGCAGUUCUUCACUCUCAACUUGAAGCGAUGCAAACACGUUGAAGAGCUUCGUGGAGAGCGGAUCGGGGAUCGAGGAGCCAGGGAAUUAGCACGAUCACUACUAACCGGGGCGUGUCCGCGAGUGAAGAGCAUUCACCUGGGCUGGAACCUCGUCAAGUACUCCGGAAUCGCCGCACUGGCAGAUUGCUUCACGCGUGGGGCCUGUGCACAGCUCCAGGAGCUCGAUCUGCGCUGCAACAAUAUCGACAGCAAGGCGUUCGCGGCGCUACUCGCCGCUCUGGAGAAGGGGGCGCUCCCUGAACUGCUGGACAUCGGACUGCAGGGCAACGUGUUGGGCGACGAAGGAGCGCGAGCCAUCGCACACGCGUUCUUCCGCGGCACGCUACAUGCUCUGAGGCGCAUCGACAUUCGCCAAAACAGGAUACGCAACGACGGCGUGCUCGCACUCUGGAACGUGUUCACGGCACCAAACUUCAGACGCUUCUGCCCGAAGCUCGAGCUGCUGGAUAUGCGGCGGAACGACGCCCACGGAGCUCUCACGCGCUCGUUUUGCCCGUGUCCGCCCUACCUCGAGUUUUAG